Paramuricea clavata is the source of this 1851-nucleotide messenger RNA. NCBI's taxonomy places the organism in Eukaryota, Metazoa, Cnidaria, Anthozoa, Malacalcyonacea, Plexauridae. The record is from the annotation of a GenBank genome assembly.
AUGAUCGAACUGUAUCCUGCGAACUGCUCGAAAUUCCUAUUAAGUCUCUUCUAUAGACCACCAAAUUCUGAAGAAGAUAUACUAAUUGAGUUGAGAGACUCUCUUGAUCGUUUAGAUGAAUCAUGUCAACUUGUUCUGGUCGGUGAUUUUAACCUACCCAAUAUUGACUGGUCAUUGGACUUUCCUUCUCCCACAUCUAAAGGCAGUUUCAAGGAGGAACUUUUUUGCGAGAUUAUUACAGAUCAAUUCCUCUACCAAAAAGCUGUCGGUCCGACACACCUGCAUGGUAAUAAAUUGGACUGUGUAUUCUCGAAUUCUCCGAAGCUCAUCACGAACGUGAACUGUACAAAUCCAACUGAUCUAUUUCCAACUGAUCAUUAUCUUAUCGAGUUCGAUAUCAAAGUUUGUUUUCAAAAAGCAAAAUCGAUAAGACGAACAGUGUAUGACUUCAAUAAUGCAAACUUCGACGGUGCUCGUGAACAUCUAAUGAAUGUCCCUCUCGAUUCUGCGAUAUCCAAUAAUUCAGAUAUAGACGAAUGUUGGAAAGCAUGGAAAGAUCUAUUUAUCACAGCAAUAGAUAAAUUUGUACCUAUAAAGACAGUCGUUGACACCAACACACCACCUUGGAUAGACCGGGAUGUUAAACACAUGAUUAGGAAGAAAUACACAGCUCUACGACACUAUCGUCAGAAACGAACGGAAGGACGAAAACGCAAACUCCGUCAGCUGACACAGGAAACUAAGGACUUGAUUAAACAAAAACGCCAUCAAUACAUAGAAAAAGUUCAAGAUUCCCUCGCAAAAUCACCUAAGUUAUUCUGGUCCUACCACAAACAUAUCCUCCGCAAUAGAAAUUCCCCACCUGCUAACACGUACAACAACUCAACUGCAACAACACCACACAAAAAAGCAGAACUUUUCAACGCAUUCUUCGCCUCUGUUUUUCUUCCGAAGUCAUCUUCCCAAGAUGAAAACCUGAACAUGACACAAAAAACUUACGAAAUAAUAUCUGAUAUUCAGAUCUCGCAGAAUGAAGUCGAGCAGUACCUUAACCAUUUGGACACAACAAAGGCUUAUGGCCCAGACGGAAUACCACCACGUCUACUGAAAGAACUCUCAAGAGAAAUCUCGACAAGCCUCUGCAGUUUGUUCAACAUGUCCUUAACAACAGGCCGCCUACCUAUGGAAUGGAAACAUGCGAACGUUAUACCCAUCCACAAAAAAGACUGUGUCGAACCCGUGACCAACUACCGUCCCAUUUCCCUUCUGCCAAUAAUUUCCAAAGUUCUCGAAAGAUGCGUUUUCAAUAACAUUUACCCAUUUGUUCGGGUACUGAUCAAUAAUGUCCAACAUGGCUUCUUAAGAAAUCGUUCAUGUAUAACCCAGCUUCUAGGUAUACUACAUGACAUUGGUAAAAAUCUGGAUCGAAACAAACAAAUCGAUGUGCUAUACCUAGAUUUCUCGAAAGCGUUCGACUCUGUAGAUCAUGACAUCCUACUUCACAAACUACAAAUGCAUGGCAUAAACGGAACGCUUUUACGAUGGUUCGAAAACUACUUGAACGAUAGAUGGCAGCGAGUUGUCAUUGAUGGUGCAGCCUCUGCAUGGUCUCCAGUAACAUCAGGUGUACCGCAAGGCAGCAUUCUGGGACCGUUGCUCUUUCUCAUAUUCAUAAAUGAUCUUCCCGAUAACGUUUCACCCAGUACGAACUCAGCACUGUAUGCAGAUGAUUCAAAGUUAUACAGAGAAAUAAAAUCGGUAGAAGAUUGCCAGUUCCUGCAAGACGACCUUGCCAAACUGGAAAAGUGGAGCACUGAUUCAAAAAUGCGAUUUAACACUGAAAAGUGCAAA